AUGUCGUGCUUUGUUGUGAAUGAAGCUCUGAAUGAGAUCUACGCGGAGGAGGAUCUACAAGAUGUAAUAAGGACUGCAUGGAAGGAUAGGGAGAAGUUACAGAGCCAGAGAAUGAAGCAUUCUACUCCUGUUAGCAGUCCAGAGGAUCCAAGUACUUGCACAAGAACCUCAAGUACCAAUGCGUUAAUAAGUCCAGACACAGGGGCUUCUAUAUUUGUCGUGUAUGAAAAAAAUCCGCUUUACGAAGGACUAAAUAAAGGCAAAUCCCCACCUGGUAAACAAAAUAGGUUGGAUCAUUUGAGGGAUCAUUUAAGGGAAAGUAUUAAAUCUUUUACGACAAUCCCAGGUUCACGAACCCAAAGAGAUAAAAGAAUCUUUUGGAUCCCUCAAAAUCACAUUGUCACUGAGAAUUCCAUGGAAAGUGAAAACUGCAAGGAUAUAUCCAAUACUGCAUCUUCCACCGUCACGACUGAAAUGGAUAAUUUUGUACAAUUUAAUCAAGAUAGAAUAGGAGGAAAUAAGCUUAAUCAAAACCUUGAUGGUUAUUAUGAAUUCAACUAUGGAAUUCGGGAGGCUGUAGCUUUAGGAAGAACUUCCUCAACUCCUCCUCCUUUGUGUUCGCUAUGUCAAUAUAAGGCUCCAGCAUUUGGAAAGCCCCCGAGACAAUUUCAUUAUAGAGAGCUAGAGGAAGCUACAGAUGGUUUUUCAGAUAAAAAUUUUCUUGCUGAAGGUGGGUUUGGUUUGGUUCACAGAGGGGUUUUGAGGAAUGGGUUGAUCGUUGCAGUGAAGCAAUUAAAGUUAGCUGGGUCUCAAAGAGAAGAUGAUUUCUGCACACAAGUGCGAGUAUUGAGCUGUGCCCAGCACAGAAAUGUUGUGUUGCUCCUAGGUUUUUGCAUUGAAGGGCAGAUGAGAUUACUGGUGUAUGAGUACAUAUGCAAUGGCUCCUUGGACUUUCAUUUACAUGGAGAGAAAAGAAUGACACUGGAUUGGAAAUCACGUUUAAAGAUAGCUAUCGGGACUGCAAGAGGCUUACGAUAUCUUCAUGAAGAUUGCAGAGUGGGAUGUAUGAUUCACCAAGAUAUGCGUCCGAACAACAUCCUCUUGACGCAUGAUUUCGAACCUCUGGUUGCUGAUUUUGGACUUGCGAGGCUGCAAUGUGAGUGGGACUUUUGCAACAGUGAUCAAAGUGUUAAAACUUCAGGGUAUCUUGCACCGGAAUACUUCAGUGGUGGAAAUAUGACAGAGAAAGUCGACGUAUAUGCUUUUGGUUUGGUAUUAUUAGAGCUAAUCACUGGUGAGAGAGCUAGUGACUUGCUGUAUUGCAUCGACCGUCAACUUUUGGCAAAUAAUUUCCAGCCUUCAGCUGCCAUUGAGCCAAUUCAACCAAUUCACAUGUUGGCUUACAAGCAUCAAUUGCUGGACUCCUGCUUGGCCUCUUUCCAAAUACAAAGCUUGCCCUAUGAGAUUCAAGCAAUGGGUUAUGCUGCCUCAUUGUGUCUACGGCAGAAUCCCGAUUUGAGACCACCCAUGUCAAAGGUACUGAGAAUACUAGAAGGAGGAAGUUCAGUUAGUGCUCUUGCUUUGGACUUGAAUUCAGUUGGUAGUAGAAGUGGUCACAUGGAGGGACUGAAUUCGAAAAGACAACUUGAAUUCAAUAUGAGGCACUCCCGCAGGUUGUCUUAUUGA
This is a messenger RNA of Fraxinus pennsylvanica, 1686 nucleotides long. The record is from the annotation of a GenBank genome assembly. NCBI's taxonomy places the organism in Eukaryota, Viridiplantae, Streptophyta, Magnoliopsida, Lamiales, Oleaceae.